This is a messenger RNA of Anopheles aquasalis, 889 nucleotides long. RefSeq names its product tetratricopeptide repeat protein 36 homolog. The record is from RefSeq and is a predicted model, not a curated record. Gene Ontology annotation, molecular function: protein binding. Lineage: Eukaryota; Metazoa; Arthropoda; Insecta; Diptera; Culicidae.
CGGAGUGCUGAUCGAAAUGAGUCGCCUAACGAAGCAAGACCUCUCGGAGCGUGAUCGACAAGUGCUGGAGUCGAUCUUCAAUCCUUCGCAAAUCGGUGGCGAAGAGUAUCUGCUGCAGGAGGAAGAGCAACAUCUGACCGACCCACAGGAUGCCGAUGAGGUAGCCGAUCCACGCGUAAAAGAAUCCCAGCGACUCGAGAUUGAAGCGAUCGCGUUAACAAACGCCGGCAGGCUGAGUGAGGCCCUCGAGAUGCUGGGGAAAUCCAUCGAGACAGCACCACAUCGCCCGGCACCGUGGAACAAUCGGGCUCAGGUUCAUUGUUUACUCGGCCAGGAGCAAGACGCCGUGAAGGACAUCGAACGCGCCCUGGAACUAUCGGGACGUAGCGGAAGGACCGGCUGUCGGGCGCUCUGUCAACGGGGCAUUCUGAGGCGCAAGAACGCGGAUACGGACGGUGCACGGGAGGAUUUUGAGGCAGCGGCACGACUGGGCAGCCACUUUGCCCGCACCCAGCUGAUCGAACUCAAUCCGUACGCGGCCUUAUGCAAUCAGAUGUUGCGCGAGGUCACAAAGUUAUGAACCGAUCAUCAUUACAGCAAUAAGUGCCAACGUUUGUGCCAGUAAGUUAUAAAAGUAAUAAAAAGGAUAACUUUUCCACAAAAAGUAAUGCGCCACAGAGAGGAAAGGCGAUCUGGUCGAGAAUGCUUCCCUCACUCUCUGCAAUCUGGUGAUCUUGUUUGCCAACAUCAUUGUGCCGUUAUGUGCCUUAAACCAAACAACUGCUAACGAACGAGUGCAUCCUUGUGAGGUAAUCAAAUACGUAAAGAUUAUGAUGUGCUAAUGUAGGUUUAAUGCACCUUGACAACCACAACAAAAAAUAAAAACGGC